AGACGCACCCACGCGUUCCCAGAGCAACUGAAUGAAUCUGACGCGGUUUAAUGACGUCAUACGCGCGUCAACUACCUCCAUGUGAACUGUGUGGCUGCUGACAUGAACAACUUAUUUUUGUUGUUUAGUUUAUUUUCUUAUAUACGGGGCUGAUAUAAGGAUGUGAAGUACUUUCAAAAGGGUUCGUUCUUAGAUUAAUUAUAGAGAAGAACUCUUCUAUUAAAUAGUUUCUGCAGAGAGCAGCUAACAAGCUAACAUCAACAGCUAGUCCAUACAGCAACAUUAGCCAUCUCUGCUCUUCACACAUGGCUAGUGCUGGCGUCAACAGUGGAGCUUCAGCUCAGCAGGAGGAUGAUGCUGGAGAUCAGAGCAGUGAGAAGAUAAUGAGCAGUAAUGGAGGAGAAGCAGCAGCAGAAAACCAAAGCGUGUCCAAAAGGCAAAGGAAGAAGCUUCUGAAGCAGCAGAAAUGGGAAGAAGAGAGGGAGCUACGAAAGCAGAGACGAAAGGAGAGGAAGCAACAGCGUCGGCUGGAGAGACACAAUCAUCAUCAGGAGGACGAGGGAGGAGAGGCCCAGACUGUCAGGAAACGUCCACGCAGAGAGGUCAUACCCAGCUCACUGAGGCUGGUGGUGGACUGCAGUUUUGACAACUUAAUGCUGAUCAAGGAUAUCCGGAAGCUUCACAAACAGAUCCAGCGGUGCUAUGCUGAAAACAGACGAGCCUUGCAUCCAGCACAGUUUUAUCUGACGAGCCUGGGAGGACAGCUGAAACAGAGCAUGGAUGAAAAAGACAAAGGAUGGGUCAACUGGAAGGACAUCACCCUUAAAACAGAACACUACAGUGAAGUUGUGGCAAAGGACGAGCUGGUCUACCUGACAUCAGACUCUCCCAAUGUGCUAGAAGAGCUAGACGACAAAAAGGCCUACGUGAUAGGAGGCCUGGUGGAUCACAAUCACCAUAAGGGGAUCACCUUUGAGAGGGCGAAGGAGCUGGGAAUCAGUCAUGCUCAGCUUCCCCUCAGCAGUUUUGUCAAGAUGAACAGUCGGAAGGUUCUGGCAGUCAACCAUGUGUUUGAGAUCAUCCUGGCAUACCUGGAAAAGGGAAGCUGGAAGGAGGCGUUCUUCACCGUCCUGCCUCAGAGGAAAGGAGCAGUGGCUGUCGACCAGCACGGAACAACUAUUCAUGAAAACGAAGAGGAAAAUUCAGACUCCAACUCUGACCCCGACACACCUGACCACACUGAGAAAAGAGCCUAAAACCUGAAAACAGAAAGAUUCAGAUAUCUUACAGUUAUGGGUAAAUGUCUGGAUAUAUUGAUGCUGAGGCCAUCCUCGACAGGAAUAUUCCUGUUAAGAAAGCAUAUGUUUCUUAAAAAAUCAAAAA
This is a messenger RNA of Centropristis striata (black sea bass), 1383 nucleotides long. RefSeq names its product tRNA methyltransferase 10A (gene trmt10a). Gene Ontology annotation, biological process: tRNA N1-guanine methylation. NCBI's taxonomy places the organism in Eukaryota, Metazoa, Chordata, Actinopteri, Perciformes, Serranidae. Gene Ontology annotation, cellular component: nucleus; nucleoplasm; cytosol. Gene Ontology annotation, molecular function: tRNA binding. The transcript has 7 exons. The record is from RefSeq and is a predicted model, not a curated record. Bases 306 to 1256 code for a protein of 316 amino acids.